CCUCACUCCCUUACACGACAAAACCCCCGGGGAAUUAAUCGUUACAAACGAUUUGAAUCUGCUCUAUUGGGCGGGGAUUACGCGUAAUUGUCGGAACGGGUGGGUGAGAGCUCGGUGAAAAAUCGACUGUAUUGUUAAAUCGGUACUCCGGCACUGGAUCGCCGGAGGCGGAUUCUUUUUGUCCACUCACCGAGAGACUAAAAAAAAAAUAGGCUAACGUAGGUCAAUAUCGACCCUCAACUAUAACAGCAAACUCACCUACUCUUACAGUGUCCAUUGACCUUGCUCGUUCACUCUUCGCUAAUUACUUCCCGCUUUAUUUGUGGCAAUUUGUGCGUUACGGGGUGUCAAUUGUCUGAUAUGGAGAAACUCUUCGAGCCAGAUAUGGUCCUGGAAAAGAAAUAGUCUCUCCUUGUAAAUAAUUCUUGUUUAGAUUUCAGACGACAUUAUCAUAUGAUUAUAACCUGUGGACCUCUUCCGAGUGACUUUGUUGGAGUGUGCAAAUAUGAUGUUCGAAUACGAGAACUAUCUAAGUGUGAGGGAUAACUGAAGAACAAGUGUAUCGGUCAGACAGAAGAUUAUUGGGUGACGUUACGAUUCAACUAAGCUUGUUCUAUACUGCGCGAUUGUAGCUGCUGUGACCUCACUCUCAACACCAACAUCAACAUCAUCGUCACGGCUGGAUUUUACAGACACGAAGUUUAUCUUGUUGCUAUCCUCGAAUGAGAAAUGUUUCGUUCUCAGGGUCGUCUUUCGGGGGUGGUAUGCCCACUUCACGUUGUUGGACAAUGCAACCGGCCCUAUUGUCACUUUAAACAUUCUCCGAGCGUUCCACAACAACAGGCUCCGCUGGGAGGGAGCGAACCCGCUGGCGCAGAAUCCAGCCCCAAAACUUCAGACAUUGUCGCAUCGGGUAGUAUACCUACUAAUCUGCAACAGCCUCCAAAACGACCUUUAGAGCCAGCUAAACCUGCGCGUAGUCACAUACCCGCUAUUCGCGUACCGCAGUAUCGUCCCACGCCAAUAGCAGUUCUCCAACGGCGUCAUCAGAAUGCCGCUACAAAUGCUGCUCGCGUAUUGUCAACGGAAGCGGGUAAGGUGCCGGCGGUUGGGGUCGAUACCUAUUCGACGCAUCAAUUCGCUAAGGCAGAUGAGACCAGGGUGAUUGAGCCUGCAUUCUCAGAAGAUGAAGACGACGAAGAAGAGGCGAUACUUAUGGAAAUCUUUCAAAAAGGUGUCAUGGGUGAGUCUGCGGAGCAACAGUCAAACGCACACCCAAUGGGUCAAUUAGACGACGAUCGGCUUAAGGAACCUCAAAGGUUUGAGAAACGGCGUCAUAAAGAAGAGGAAACACCAAACGACUUCGUGAUUGAUUUGACGGAGGGAGACGACUACGAUGCUUCGACAACCAAGAAAUAUGACAACGAAGAGAUGUCGAAAAAGAAGCAAAGUUACAAGGAUGGCUACAGAGAUGAGGCAAAAUAUUUAAAACGGAGACUUUCUUCCUCUAGCCCAAAAAGAGAGGACAGCUUGAGUCUAAUAGGUUCGUCGCGAUCGAAGGAUGAGGGGCACAGUUCGUCCUCUUCAACGAGCACAGCGUCAAGGAAACGACAUAGUUCAGACGCGACAGAACACGAUUAUAAGUCUCGCAGUACUGGCAGCAGCAAUGGACAUGACAGAGAUCAAAGUUCAAAGGAAAGCCCAUUUUCGUCAGUAUCCCUACUGACGGAGAAAGACCGGCUUAACGGAGCUAAAGAAAAGCAGCACAGAAAAAGCAAUGAGUCAGCAGCCGAAGAUUCGAAUGAAGUAGACAACCGUAGCAGCAGUAGUAAAGAUCAUGAAAAAAGCUCCUCACGUAGCAAAGAUCGGCGUCGAAAUAAAUCGAGGCAUUCGUCCAGUAGCAAAGAUCGAGACAGAGAUAAGGAAAAGGAUCAAAUUAAAGACAGGGACCGCGACAAAUCGAAAGACAAACGUAAAAGUAGUAGUAGCAGUAGCAGCAGUAGUAAAGACACGCGCUUAUCGUCGUCGUCGUCAAAGGAAAAAUCAUCUUCUUCGAAUUCGUCGUCUCAUUCAAAAGAUACCGAACAGAAACGCUCGACAAAACACAAAACUAGUAAUGGAUUUCACUCGGACAAAAAGGAAGAUAGCGGUAAUAAAAAAAGUGGUUCAUCUCAUCGGGAAGAAAAAAAUCAUUCGAAAACAUCGGGUGUCUCUAUUUCGAAGCGUAAGAGUUGGGGCGAACAUCAAGGUGGAUAUUCAGAUAGUGGUGCCAGAUCAGAUGAUAGCGCCAGAGAUCACGGUGAUGGUGGCGGUUCGAGCAGUUCCGAGGGUCGCGGCAGUCACAGAAGAACAUCUACAUCAGCAGAUGACAGAAGUAAACGAGUGAAAAUCGAACCUGGAGUGAUUGCUGUCGGUGAUAUAGACAUCAAUGAUGUGGAUCUGAGCGAUGAAGACCCCGAGCAGGAGUGUCUUCGUCUAUUUCAAGAAUGUGAGAGUCAAAUGAGCCUUAAUAAGGAUAACAAUGGUCCAGCAAAAACGACUCAAGAUUCUAGCCUACCGGUUUCUGUUAGCGAGCCGUCGAAGGUUAUUGACAUGGUUGGGGUAACUCGAAAACGCAUUGCUCACGAUCCUGGAGCCCGCCUUGUGGCGACAGUCCCUCCGGUACCGAAAAAACCCUUCAGACCAUCUCCAGCGCAACAGUUGGUCAUGCGCCAAGAGGCAAUGCAAAGGGCGCGCCUAAAACAGCAAAAUUCGUCCAAUGAAACGCAAGCAACACCUAUCUUUCAUCCUACGACCCCAACUGAGCAGCGAAGACAGCGAAUUUGUACCGUUUCAACCGACCUCGUAGCGGCGGUUGCCCAGCGCAAAAAUCUCGCAUUGGCAUCGGCAAAGGCGAGACAGGUUGGGAUUGGUGCUGAUGCAGCUGCCGGACGAUCAUCCACUGGAGCGCAAGUUAUUAAAAGGAUCGCAAACACCGUGCCAUUACCGCAUGCUACGAACCACGUGCAAACAAAGGGAGUUGCUCGAGUGGCCCAUGUAGCGAAAGCACUGGGCCCCAGUGACAACCCGGUGGCACCCCCGCGCCCAAGAAUACAAUUUGAUUCGAAUAUGAAGGUUCCCGUUAAUCUCCGCCAACUGUCACUGGAUAAGCUGAUCGAUUUAAAUAAUAUGAUUUGCACCACAUAUGAAGAAAGUUACGAGAAAUCACUGAAUGAAGAACGUGACGUGUGUGGCCGCGCAAAGGACAGAAGAGUUUAUUCCAACCUGGUAGCCAACCUUAUCAUGCGUCUAAAGAAGGAAAGCGGUGAGCUGGGUCCUUCGAGUACGGCCCCACAGGCAGUUUCUCAUGCUGACGUUCUUGGUGGAGCAAAAGCAAAAAAAAUGUCCUUUUCAAUCGAGAAACACCGCUUCCGCAGGAAUACCUCGGUAGAUAAUAUGACAGAAGAGCAAUUCUACGAACAUAUGCGUGAGAAAUACCUUAUGAAGUCAACGGAACUCGACCAAAUGGGUUUUCCUAGACCAUGCGAGGGGAAACCAGGUAAAGCAGAGUUUCGGCAUGAAGCUGCCCUUUCAGCUCCUCCUGACCCACGUACGGGCAACGAAAGAACCUGCGUUCGAUGUAAAAAAGUCUAUUUUGUUGAUAGGGAUGGAAUGUACCUACGACACGAAGAGUGCGUCUAUCACUGGGGCAAAAAUUGGAUGCGUCAUGUGAAAAGAAGCAAUGUUCGUGAGCAACAGUACACAUGUUGUGAUGCUGAGAGCGGUUCUGACGGGUGCAGUGUGGCUAAGGGUCACGUAUUUGAUAAUCCAAUACUCAAAGAAGACGGGGGCUACAUGACAACCCUGACUCCGGAGCCCGCGGCUGCAAACAAUUUUAAGAAGGUGUACGCACUUGAUUGUGAAAUGAUUUACACUACCCGAGGCACGGAACUUGCCCGUGUUUCGAUGGUCGACAUGAAUCUUCGGACUAUCUACGAAACAAAAGUGAAGCCUCGAAAUCCUGUUCUUGAUUACAACACUCGAUUCAGUGGUCUUAAAAUGGAGGACCUGGAAUCAGUAACGACGGAAUUACACGAGGUUCAGGCUGCCAUGCUAGCCCUGGUCUCAGCAGACACGAUCUUGAUAGGACACAGCCUCGAAUCUGAUUUAAAAGCUCUCAAAUUUAUACAUUCGACAGUGGUUGAUACGUCACUUGUCUUCCCUCAUAAGAUGGGCCUACCCUAUAAAAGAGCACUUAAAAAUCUUCUAAAGGAUUACUGCCAAAAGAUUAUUCAGGAUGGAGUGGACGGUCACGACAGUGCCGAGGAUGCUAAGGCCUGUAUGGAACUGAUGCUGUAUAAAGUAAAACAAGAUCUCAAGUCGGAGUAAAUCGUGCCUCUAUAUAAACUUUCUUGUUGUGUCCUAUGUGAUUACACGAUCCUGUGAGCACUUUACCAUCUCAUCUUAAUCAGACUAUUUCAAGAUUAAGUUAUGGGAGUAUCACUAAAAGAGGAACCGCUUUGCGAAUUGUACGAACUACCGGACCCGCCAAUAGUGGGAAUCAUCCUAUAACAGACUGAGCGGCAACAAAAAUCGUAUCAUUCUAUGUACGACCUAUCACUUAGGAUGGGAAGACGCGCUGUUCGUAUAGUUCUAACACUGUGCGUUUACGUUGAUUACUUUUAAAUCACAUCCCAAUACUGCUGGCUUUUCCCCACUUGCACAUGCUGAAAAGUGCGUGCAAACAUGCCGCUAACAAAACGUUAACUGAAAAGUAAACAGUAAAACAAAAAUGUUACGGAGAAACAAAGGAAGAACAAACUAGUUGAAUCUAAAUAUUGAGAAAUUUGCAUCAAUUUAUUGUUAUACGAUAACAGUGUGGCAUUGAAAGUGAAGUGUACCUUUAGGUACUUUAUUUCAAUCACUUUACUUACGCGCUUCUUUGCUUCCUAGCUUAUAUGCGUAUAAUUUGUCUGUUCUUUUUUCACGACGAAUUAUUCAAUUAUGAAUAUUAUAGUGGUAAGAAUAUCUUUGGUUGCGUGAUUUGUUGUACAGAUACACACGUAGAGAUGAUAAAUGUACCGUAUACAAAUCCCCGACAGUUCAUCAUCCAUCGCUGCUAUAACACGUUAUCAUAAACCUGCGAGGAAGGACCGCGUUUCACGGGACGUCAAUAGCGGAGAUUCUACGUGGCUGCACUAGAGUGAUUUAUAUAUAUCAUUUGACCACUUAAAGAUUUACUAAUCAAUAAAAAAAGUGUCAAUAGACAGGGCUAAGAAUAAGGGAGAAAAUAUAUGCCAAAAAAAGUAUACCAAACACACGGACACACAGACAUACACACACACACACACAGACACAAUAACACGCACACACACACACUAACAAAUAUAUAUGAAGGAAAAAAACAGCGAAAGAGCUCAGGUAUCAAAUACUUGCUACACUAAAUGUCCAUUGUUUUGUUGUAUAUUAGUAUGUACACAUAUCAUAGUUUAUGCUAAGAACAACUAGUGCGCAAGCCUCUUGUGUCAAGACUAUAGAUAUUUGAGAGUGAGUUAACCUGCUUAAAGUAGCAAUAAAAUAGCUAAUAUCUUAGCGGUUACGAUAACGGCGCAGUUAGUUUUGUUGCUGAAAACAAGUGGAGAGUGGGAAGGAGAUGCGAGUGAGAUGAAAGACGCCACGAAUGCACGGUAGGUAAAAAUAUUGUUUCGGUGAGAUCGCCCCAACGGAAUACUUAUGGAUCUGUCACCCACAUUUUAAGCCUGCUGUGUUUGUUAAACUCUAUCCCAAUGCUACAUUUGUUCCUCUCUGUUUUCCCCUUUGUUUAUUAAAGAACUGUUCUUAAACACGAGGUGUUUAAGGUUGAUAUGAAAUAUUGUCAGAUGUUAUCUAAGAACCGAAUUGAAAAUUAAUAGGGCUGCUUACCGAAAGUAGCAACAAGGUUGGCCUUUGUUGACAUAAUUCAAUGACGUCCUGUUGUAAUAGAAGCUUUUUAUGUAAAAUAACGUAGGCUAAAAAGCUUAAUACGAAAUCAGAAUAUAUCGUCUUGUAUAUAUGAUGGCAAAUAUUUUAUUUGCCGUCUCGCACUCGUCGACAGUCGAGCGAGACCCCCGCCGAACUGCAUUGGUGGGUAUAUAUCAUGCACUACGCUUAGCAGAAACUUAUGAGAAACAGCGACUAGUUAAGCAAAUGUAUUGAAUUAAAUAGACUUCUUUAACAACGAUGAAAGAUUACUACCAUACCGCAAAUCAUCUAGUAUCAGGAUCAGCUAAUACUGUUAAUACAUUACAAAACUGAAAAAAAAAAGAGUGCCGACGCCAGACGAGCUAGGUUACUUUAUCUGGACAUUCUAAAAUAGGUGUCGGGCAAUUAUAAUUAAGACUAACUGGCGAACGGGCAUUACCAGUUAGCACUGAAUAUAUUUGGCUGAGAGCCAAUGUAUUAACCGUAUCUUUUGCCUUGCGCCCUAUAUGCCUCAGCCGCGUUGAUGUCCAACUAAUUUGUCUAAUUUUGACGCCCACGCCCUUUGCCAUUAUUUUCCGCACGGAAGCGAAAUUGCGAUGCGAUUAUCUUGAUGAACUAUAUGGUGUUAGGAUCGGUAAGACCGUGUACGGAUCUUACUCCAAAAAAAAAAA
Messenger RNA from Varroa destructor (honeybee mite), 6611 nucleotides. RefSeq lists its product as uncharacterized. Gene Ontology annotation, cellular component: nucleus. NCBI's taxonomy places the organism in Eukaryota, Metazoa, Arthropoda, Arachnida, Mesostigmata, Varroidae. The record is from RefSeq and is a predicted model, not a curated record. Gene Ontology annotation, molecular function: nucleic acid binding; exonuclease activity.